Funneliformis mosseae is the source of this 495-nucleotide messenger RNA. Lineage: Eukaryota; Fungi; Glomeromycota; Glomeromycetes; Glomerales; Glomeraceae. The record is from the annotation of a GenBank genome assembly.
AUGUCAGAUCAUAAACAAAGAUGUAAUUGUGUGAAAAGUAAAAAAGAUCUGAAUCAUCCAUAUCCGUCAUUAUCCACAUCACCUUUUGGGGUAUGCUCGGAUUGCAAUUCACCUAACACCGAUAAACCUCAAUACAAUAAAUAUGGAUGGUGUCAUUCAUGCAAUUCAACUAGAUUUGAAAAAGAACUGUCUUCGUGGACAAGUAAUAAUCCUGAGAUUGAUAAUUUGAUUAAAGGUUCUCAAUUAAAUGCCAUGAAGAGUCGACAAGUAUUAGAAUGGAUACCUUAUGAAAAGUUAUAUAACGUACAAUUUGUCGCUAAAGGUGGAUUUGAUUGUAUUGUUUAUUCCGCAACUUGGGUCGAAGGUAAUAUCCUUUUUUGGGAUUCAAAGAAACAAAAUUGGGUUCGUCGUGCUCCAGUCCCAGUUGCAUUAAAACGUUUCGAAAAUUCUCAUAAUAUCACCGCCGAUUUUUUCGAAGAGGUAAAUUUAAGUUGA